AUGGUAUACAGAACAGUGUCAACAUCGGCAAUUAUGGUAGUGGCUGGAGUUAAACCUGCUCAUCUCCUUGCGUGGGAAAGGACGAAGAGAUACGAAAUCAGGAAGGAACCUAACAAGGCGGAUAUUGAGAAGGAAUUACAUGUAGAAGUCCUUAAUAAAUUGCAGAAAGAAUGGGACGAGGAAGUCAAGGGAAAAUGGACCUGGAGAUUGAUCGGGGACGUUAAGAGUUGGACAAAUCGUAAUCAUGGAGCAGUCGACUUCCAUCUCACCCAGAUGCUAACGGGCCAUGAAUGUUUCAGACAUUAUUUUGAAUCGCAUUGA
This is a messenger RNA of Aphis gossypii (cotton aphid), 321 nucleotides long. RefSeq lists its product as uncharacterized. The record is from RefSeq and is a predicted model, not a curated record. Bases 1 to 321 code for a protein of 106 amino acids. Lineage: Eukaryota; Metazoa; Arthropoda; Insecta; Hemiptera; Aphididae. The transcript has a single exon.